UUUUGGAACGCUUUCUUGAAAUCAUCCCGCCAAAAUUUCGUGAAAAUUAAAAGCAACAACAUCUCCUCAGCAGCAUUCAUCUUUUCAUCCCCGUUACUAGAUCUCGUUGUUUAUCAAAAACCCCAAUUUCUAAUCAUCACCAGUACAAUUCACAGAUUGUUACACUUUAUACAACAAUUGACACUAGAACACUCAAUUUAUCCAUCGAUUACUUUUUUUUUUACAGUUGUGUAAGAGUUGAGUGACUACUGGAACAGCAAGAUGUAUGGACGAAAGGCUAGUCAACUUUUAAAAGAAUUUGUGAGCGGUGAACCAGGGCAACUCACUGGCUUUAAUAAUGAUCUAUUUGCGCAAGUCAUAGAAGAAUGUGACGGAAAUAUUCUUCAUCUUCAAGCCUUGCUAAGGAAGAUGCAAGAGGAAGGAUCCAACAAUCAGACGAAUAAAAACGCUGAUCAUUUCGGGGCCCUCGUUCAUCAUCUUUCAUUGGUCCGCAACAAGCGAUGUCUCAUGGCUUAUGUGUAUAAUCGAGCAGAAGUUAUUCAAAAUUUGGGAUGGACCAUCAAGCAUGCAGAUCUCCCUGCUGCGGUUAAAGAGAAACUUAGUAUCUCCGAGAAUGAAUAUUUCGGAAAGCAUUCUUCGAAUCUACAAUCGUACAUGUUAGAUUUGAAUCUUGAUUUGGCCGUCGACAUGGUGCCACCUAAAGAUCCGUACAUUAAGGUGAGGGUCCUUGAAGAAAUCGGUGAGGUUUUGCUCAGUGAUCAAAUAGCUAACCUUGCAAUGCAUUCAAUUCUAUUUCUUAAACGAAUCGACGCAGAGAGUUUCAUUUCUCAGGGGAAAAUGGAAGAGCUUACGAGUUGACCCGGUUCUUUGGUCAACCCAGAAUUUGGCUCAUAAAAAUAUGUAUCUGGAAAUUCAGUUUAUUAGAUGCUUGACGGGCUGAUAAGUUAAGUACCGUUUUACGGAACAGGGUAUAUCAGCCAAAUGUUCGUAACGAGACAUCUUAUAUGGGCCCCACAAAAUUGUACAAGUCUUUCUACAGUUAAUGUUUAAUGUUCUGAAAUGAAUUACUAAGAUAGGGAUUACUACCGAUUUUCAUAUAUUAGGUUUUUGUUGUAUUUGGUUGUUUGGUAUACUCAAUAAGCAAGAAUAACUUCAUUGCUGCUUCUUUUUUUGA
Messenger RNA from Helianthus annuus (common sunflower), 1174 nucleotides. Its product is annotated as DNA replication complex GINS protein PSF1. Gene Ontology annotation, biological process: DNA replication; DNA strand elongation involved in mitotic DNA replication. The record is from RefSeq and is a predicted model, not a curated record. The transcript has 8 exons. Gene Ontology annotation, cellular component: GINS complex. NCBI's taxonomy places the organism in Eukaryota, Viridiplantae, Streptophyta, Magnoliopsida, Asterales, Asteraceae. The coding region runs from base 262 to 858 and encodes 198 amino acids.